This is a messenger RNA of Pezoporus flaviventris, 4571 nucleotides long. It is a transcript of the gene MED14, whose product is annotated as mediator complex subunit 14. Gene Ontology annotation, molecular function: transcription coregulator activity. Gene Ontology annotation, cellular component: core mediator complex; mediator complex. The record is from RefSeq and is a predicted model, not a curated record. The transcript is spliced from 31 exons. Gene Ontology annotation, biological process: regulation of transcription by RNA polymerase II. Lineage: Eukaryota; Metazoa; Chordata; Aves; Psittaciformes; Psittacidae. The coding region runs from base 153 to 4496 and encodes 1447 amino acids.
CCUCGCCGCUGGGCGCCCCGCUCCCUCCGUCCGGGGUGAGUCGGGCUGCGGGCCGGUGCCUCCGGGAGCGCCGGCCGCGCUCCCUCCCCCGCCCCCCGGGCUGUCGAGCGGUUCCUGCCCGGGGUUGAGGCGCUGUCGCCGCCGCCGCCGCCAUGGCGCCGGUGCAGCUGGAGAGCAACCAGCUGGUGCCGGCCGGCGGGGGCCCCGCGUCAGCCCCGGCCCCGCCAGCCCCCGGGGCUGUGACAGCCGCCGCCAGUCCCGGCUAUCGGCUCAGCACCCUCAUCGACUUCCUGCUGCACCGGACCUACGCCGAGCUCACCGUCCUGGCUGACCUGUUACCAAGAAAGACUGACAUGGAGAGAAAAAUAGAAAUAGUGCAGUUUGCAAGUCGCACUCGUCAGCUGUUUGUUCGUUUGUUAGCCUUGGUCAAAUGGGCUAAUAAUGCUGGAAAGGUGGAAAAAUGUGCGAUGAUAUCAAGUUUUUUAGAUCAGCAAGCUAUUCUGUUUGUGGACACUGCUGAUCGUCUGGCAUCGCUAGCUAGAGAUGCUUUGGUUCAUGCUCGUCUACCUAGUUUUGCUAUCCCAUAUGCUAUUGAUGUUCUGACGACUGGAUCAUACCCACGUCUGCCUACCUGCAUUAGGGAUAAAAUAAUCCCUCCUGACCCAAUAACAAAGAGUGAGAAACAAACCACACUUCAUCAGCUAAACCAGAUACUUCGGCAUCGACUAGUGACUACAGAUCUCCCUCCGCAGCUGGCAAAUCUUACAGUUGCCAAUGGCCGUGUGAAGUUCCGAGUUGAGGGUGAGUUUGAGGCCACCUUGACAGUGAUGGGUGAUGACCCUGACAUCCCCUGGCGCCUUCUCAAACUGGAAAUCUUGGUUGAAGACAAGGAAACUGGUGAUGGUCGAGCCUUGGUUCACAGCAUGCAGAUCAACUUCAUCCAUCAGCUGGUCCAGUCAAGGCUGUUUGCUGAUGAAAAGCCACUUCAGGACAUGUACAACUGUCUGCACUCCUUCUGCUUAGCACUUCAGUUGGAAGUCUUGCAUUCACAAACACUAAUGCUGAUUCGGGAGCGCUGGGGCGACCUUGUGCAAGUGGAGCGGUAUCAUGCAGGGAAAUGUCUCUCACUCUCUGUUUGGAAUCAACAGGUGCUUGGAAGGAAAACAGGGACUGCAUCUGUUCAUAAGGUCACUAUUAAGAUUGAUGAAACUGAUGUCUCAAAACCCUUACAAAUAUCUCAUGAGCCUCCACUGCCAGCCUGUGAUUCCAAACUGAUGGAAAGAGCCAUGAAGAUUGACCACCUAUCAAUAGAAAAACUCCUAAUAGACAGUGUCCAUGCAAGAUCUCAUCAAAAACUCCAGGAGCUGAAAGCCAUUCUUAAGAGCUACAAUAUUAAUGACAACUCGUUCAUUGAGACGGCUCUUCCAACUCUUGUAAUUCCGAUUUUGGAACCUUGUGGUCGAUCAGAGUGCCUGCAUGUGUUUGUUGAUCUCCACUCUGGAAUGUUUCAACUAAUGCUGUAUGGUGUUGAUCAACUGACACUUGAUGACAUAGAGAAGUCUGUUAAUGAUGAUAUGAAACGUAUCAUUCCUUGUCUCCAGCAGCUCAAGUUCUGGCUUGGACAGCAACGUUGCAAACAGUCUAUAAAGCAUCUGCCUACAGUGAGCAAUGAAACUCUUCAACUAGCUAAUUAUGCUAGCCAUCCAGUGGGAAACCUUUCCAAACACAAAUUGUUUAUCAAACUCACUCGCCUUCCACAGUACUACAUUGUUGUAGAGAUGUUUGAUGUUCCUGGCAACCCCACAGAACUAGAGUAUAAGUACUAUUUUCUCUCUGUGAGCUAUGCUGAAGGAGAUGACAGUCCUGCUACUGCACUUCUACUACAGCAGUUCAAGCCAAACAUUGAAGAGCUGGUAUUAGACACAAAAAGUGGGAAACAAAUGAAAAGUGGUGUCAAGCGCAAGCUAUCUGGUGAUCCAUGUUCCAUAGAACCUAAGAAACCAAAACGGUCGGGAGAAAUGUGUGCCUUCAAUAAAGUGCUAGCUCAUAUUGUAGCCAUGUGUGAUACAAAUAUGCCAUUUAUAGGGCUACGUAUGGAGUUAUCUAAUAUGGACAUUCCUCACCAGGGAGUGCAAGUAGAAGGAGAUGGCUUCAGCCAUGCAAUACGUUUACUAAAAAUUCCUCCCUGUAAAGGUGUAAACGAGGAAACACAGAAGGCUCUCGACCGAUCUCUUCUUGAUUGCACUUUCCGAUUACAAGGUAGAAAUAAUCGCACAUGGGUGGCUGAGCUGGUGUUUGCAAACUGUCCACUUAAUAGCACUUCAUCUCGGGAGCAAGGACCAACUCGUCAUGUUUACCUGACGUAUGAAAACCAGUUGUCUGAACCAGUUGGAGGUCGCAAAGUUGUUGAGACAUUCCUUAAUGACUGGAACAGUAUCGCUCGGCUGUAUGAAUGUGUCCUGGAGUUUGCACGGUCCCUCCCAGACAUACCCAACCACUUAAACCUGUUUUCAGAAGUUCGUAUCUACAAUUACCGAAAACUUAUCCUUUGUUAUGGAACUACCAAGGGGAGCUCAAUCAGCAUUCAGUGGAAUUUCAUACUCCAGAAAUUCCACAUUUCACUGGGAACUGUUGGCCCAAACUCAGGUUGCAGUAACUGUCACAACACGAUUCUGCACCAGCUCCAGGAGAUGUUUAAUAAAACACCAAAUGUGAUGCAGUUGUUACAGGUUUUGUUUGACACUCAGGCUCCAUUAAAUGCCAUCAACAAACUUCCAACUGUGCCCAUGCUGGGUUUGACUCAGCGCACCAACACUGCCUAUCAGUGUUUCUCCAUUCUGCCACAGUCACCCACGCAUAUCAGGCUGGCGUUUAGGAAUAUGUACUGCAUCGACAUCUACUGCCGGAGCCGUGGUGUUGUGGCGAUACGUGAUGGGGCAUACAGUCUCUUUGACAACAGCAAAAUAGUUGAAGGAUUUUACCCUGCGCCUGGGUUAAAGACAUUCCUGAACAUGUUUGUUGACAGCAAUCAGGAUGCACGAAGACGAUCUGUAAAUGAAGAUGAUAACCCGCCUUCUCCUAUUGGAGGAGACAUGAUGGAUUCUUUGAUAUCGCAGCUUCAACCCCAGCAGCCACUGCAGCAACCACAACAACAGCCAUUUGCAAAACAGGCAGGAGCAUCAGGAGCAUACCCUCUUACUUCACCUCCCACCUCCUAUCACAACACAGUAACACCAUCUCCAUCUAUGAUGCACACACAGUCACCAGGAAACUUGCAUGCUGCAAGCUCACCUAGUGGAGCUUUAAGAGCACCAUCACCAGCAUCCUUUGGUCCAACUCCUUCACCUUCCUCUCUUGGAAUCACAAUGGGACAGACAGCUAACUUUGCCAGCCCACAUGGUACGAUAGACCCAAGCUCACCAUACACUAUGAUGUCGCCCAGUCAGCGUGCAGGGAACUGGCCAGGAUCUCCUCAGGUCUCUGGUCCAUCACCAGCAGCACGGAUGCCUGGAAUGUCACCAGCCAACCCUUCCCUUCAUUCGCCUGUCCCAGAUGCCUCUCAUUCCCCACGAGCUGGAACAAGUUCCCAAGCUAUUCCAACCAGCAUGCCUCCACCUCGUAAACUACCUCAGCGCUCUUGGGCUGCAUCCAUACCUACAAUCCUCACCCACAGUGCCUUGAAUAUUCUGCUAUUGCCCUCUCCUACCCCUGGGCUUGUACCGGGACUAGCUGGCAGCUAUCUUUGCUCCCCUCUUGAGCGAUUCCUUGGAUCAGUUAUUAUGAGGAGGCAUCUUCAGAGGAUCAUACAACAGGAAACGCUACAGUUAAUAAACUCCAAUGAACCAGGUGUAAUUAUGUUUAAGACAGAGGCACUGAAGUGCAGGGUUGCUCUCAAUCCCAAAACCAAUCAGACCUUGCAACUGAAAGUAACACCUGAAAACACAGGACAGUGGAAAUCUGAGGAGUUACAAGUAUUGGAGAAGUUCUUUGAAACAAGGGUUGCAGGACCACCUUUUAAAGCAAACACCCUAAUAGCCUUCACAAAAUUACUAGGGGCUCCAACGCAUAUCCUCAGGGACUGCGUACACAUAAUGAAACUUGAGCUGUUUCCUGACCAGGCAAGUCAGCUGAAAUGGAAUGUGCAGUUUUGUUUAACAAUUCCUCCCAGUGCACCACCAAUUGCUCCUCCAGGAACACCUGCUGUUGUGCUGAAAUCCAAAAUGUUGUUUUUUCUACAGCUAACACAGAAAACAACAGUCCCACAGGAAGCUGUUAGUAUUAUUGUCCCAAUUAUUUAUGAUAUGGCUUCGGGUACAACGCAACAGGCUGACAUUCCCAGGCAGCAGAACUCUUCUGUUGCUGCUCCAAUGAUGGUUAGCAAUAUUCUAAAGAGGUUUGCUGAACUGAAUUCGCCACGAGCAGGUGAAUGCACAAUAUUUGCGGCCGUUCGUGAUUUGAUGGUUAAUCUUACGCUGCCCCCUGGUGGGCGUCCGUAGACACUUUUAAAAGAAGGCUGAGAGACAAAACCGCAAAAAAUAAUAAAAAAUAAAAAAUAAAGCCUUCAGUUAAAA